AUGAAAGAAGAGCCCAUGGUGGCCGGGAUGAACGCGGUUCGAACAUGGAUGCAGGGCGCCGGAGUGCUGGACGCCAACACAGCCGCCCAGAGCGGCGUGGGUCUGGCGCGGGCACACUUCGAGAAGCAGCCGCCCUCCAACCUGCGCAAGUCCAACUUCUUCCACUUCGUGCUGGCGCUGUACGACAGACAGGGCCAGCCCGUGGAGAUCGAGAGGACGACGUUUGUGGACUUUGUUGAGAAAGAAAAGGAAACGACAGGGGAAAAGACCAACAAUGGGAUCCAUUAUAGACUGCAGCUCCUCUACAGUAACGGGAUCAGGACGGAGCAGGAUUUGUACGUGCGUCUCAUUGACUCCAUGACUAAACAGGCAAUUGUGUAUGAAGGCCAAGAUAAAAACCCAGAGAUGUGCCGCGUCCUGCUGACCCAUGAGAUCAUGUGCAGUCGAUGCUGUGAUAAGAAAAGCUGCGGAAACAGGAACGAGACUCCAUCUGACCCUGUCAUCAUCGACAGGUUCUUCCUCAAGUUCUUCCUCAAGUGUAACCAGAACUGCCUGAAAAAUGCAGGGAACCCUCGAGACAUGAGGCGUUUUCAGGUGGUUGUGUCAACUACGGUGAGCGUGGAGGGUCACGUCCUGGCCGUGUCUGACAACAUGUUUGUGCACAACAACUCCAAACACGGGCGCAGGGCUCGGAGACUGGACCCGUCUGAAGGCACCCCCUCUUACCUCGAACACGCAACCCCCAGCAUUAAAGCCAUCAGCCCCAGUGAAGGCUGGACCACCGGAGGCGCAACGGUCAUCAUCAUAGGGGAUAACUUCUUCGACGGCCUACAAGUCAUAUUCGGAACCAUGCUGGUCUGGAGUGAGUUGAUCACACCCCACGCCAUUCGAGUGCAGACUCCGCCCAGACACAUCCCGGGGGUAGUGGAGGUCACGCUGUCCUACAAAUCCAAACAGUUCUGCAAAGGCACACCUGGCCGAUUCAUCUACACAGCGCUGAACGAGCCCACCAUAGACUACGGCUUCCAGAGGUUACAGAAGGUCAUCCCCAGACACCCGGGAGACCAGGAGAGAUUACCCAAGGAGGUGAUUUUGAAGCGAGCGGCCGACCUGGUAGAAGCCUUGUAUGGGAUGCCUCACAACAACCAGGAGAUGAUUUUGAAACGAGCAGCAGACAUAGCAGAAGCCCUGUACACCACGGUCCCGCGGGGACACAACCAGCUCACCGGCCUGGGCAGUGGUUCAGUGCACGCUGGCAUGAUGGUCAACUCCUUCACCGGGUCAGAAGUGGCUCAAACAGGCAACCAAGGUUUCAGUAGGAGUACGAGCAGUGUGUCUCCACAUGGUUAUGUCCCCAGCACCACUCCUCAGCAGAGUAGCUACAGUUCUGUCUCUACUAGUAUGAAUGGCUACGCUAAUUCUGGCAUGGCAACCCUAGGCACCUCGCCCAACUUCCUCAAUGGAUCAGCAGGCAACUCGCCCUAUGCUAUCGUCCCGUCCAGUCCCACUAUGGCGUCAGCGACCAGCCUGCCUUCAAACUGCAGCAGCGCCUCCGGAAUCUUCUCCUUCUCCCCAGCGAACAUGGUGUCGGCCGCGGUCAAGCAGAAGAGCGCAUUUGCCCCAGUCGUCAGACCCCAAAACUCCCCUCCACCCACGUGCACCAGCGCCAACGGCCUGCAAGAUCAGUCUUUUGUGGACUCUAGCAAGUACUCCUCAGCCAGCUCCCUCCAGGGCCUGGCCUUCUCCUGA
Molecule: messenger RNA, 1749 nt
Organism: Knipowitschia caucasica
Lineage: Eukaryota; Metazoa; Chordata; Actinopteri; Gobiiformes; Gobiidae
Source: the annotation of a GenBank genome assembly